CUUCACCGAGAUAAUUGAGACAUCUGCAAAAGUUGAAGAAGUCUAGCUCGGGCCUGAGCCGCGCACUUUUGCAGCGGCAGGGGCUGCGAGAAGGGUUCGUACCGGUGGAAAGCGCUCUCCGCACCCGUGUCCACGGCGCUGUGUCUUGGGAUCGACUCCGAGAGGACAAUCAAAAGAGGAUGGGCAGUUUUCACCUCCCCACAGUGCUGUGCGCGGUCGCGCUGCUGAUCAUAGAAACAAACGGACAAGGAUGUAACCCGGGAACACAUCUCUACAACGGCCGCUGCUACUGGUUCUCGCCCUACGUGCUGAACUACGACAACGCCAGAGCCACGUGUGAAUCUUCGGGCAGCAAACUCGCGGUCAUCCAAGACUCCGGGACCAACACCUGGAUUCAGAACCGUCUCAUGACCCAAGAAGCACCGAGCCAUUGGAUCGGACUUGACGACCUGGCGACAGAGAGCACCUUUGUGUGGGCGGACAGUACGCAGCUGACUGCCGGCAGCCCCAGCGCCUGGAACGCGGUGUCCGGGAACACGGCCUACAGGGACUGCGUCAUGCUGGACGACAGUAACCAGUACCGGUGGGUCGCCACGGACUGCUCCAGGCAGUGGCGACGGUUCAUCUGCCAAUCCGACCUGCCCACAAGUUUUGAGUACCGGAAGCUGGAGGUGAAGUUGACGGAGAUGAAGAAGGCGAUGCCGAGAAGUUUCAAGGAGCUGGGACUGGACGAACUGCAAAGAGACCUGUCGGAGCUGCAGGCCGUGGAUCUCACCACCCCACCGGACGGGCCGGGGAAGCUCGGCGGGGGAUGGGAGGUGUCCGCCCCACAGACCGUGCUGGCGUACGACGCCGGGGAUUGCGAGCUCACCUUCGCCUUCUCCGAUCCCGAGAUCAAUGAUCUAGGCUCCGGGAACGCCGCCACGUCGCUGGGUAGCGUGAAGGAGAAAGUGGAGAGGCUUGGCGAGGCAGUUCCCGCCACGGCCGAGGAAGCCCUGCCUAACGUCAGGGAACACCUGGCCGACCUGAUCGACAACACCGACUGGGAUACCGUGCAAGACGCUCUCCCGGACUCACCAGCUCCAGAUCCCAACAUCACCGCUCCAGUACAAGACGUGAACGGUCGCGUGGAGGUCCUCCAGCAGAGCAUCGACGCUGACCGGGUCGUGGAGCGCGCGCGGCGGGCAGCCAAGGCCACUACCGCCGUGUCGCUGAACCAGUACUGGUCCUGGGUGUACCUGCCCUGGGGCUGGUGGUGGUGGAACCCCCACGUCAUCAUCAUCAUACACUGCUGCCCGCUCAGGAUCUACAUCAUCAUCCGCUGGCCGUGGAAGUGGUGGCCGUGGUACCACAACUGUAACUACGGAUGGACCCGCUGGUACGACCGCGACAACCCGGGCGGAACAGGCGACUGGGAGACGCUGACCAACCUCCGUCAAGAAAACCCGGGAGAGAUCUGCGACAACCCGUCAGGGAUCGAGGCUCGGGUGGUGGGGACGGGCCUUCCCGCGGCACAAACCGGAGACACCUUCCUCUUUUUUAACGUCUUUUCAGGGUUCGCCUGUACCCCCACGACCUGCGAAGACUACGAGGUGCGCUUCUGGUGCCCACAGCGCAGUUUCCACAUCCCCUGCGACUGCCCCGGCUGGACCGACUGGUUCGACGUCGACAACCCCGGCGGUAGUGGGGAUUGGGAGUACCUCUCUAGCGUCAACGCGCUCAACCCCGGGGAGGCCUGCGCCAAGGCUUCCGGCAUCCAGGUCAAGACCAUCACCGGCAACGUACCCGCGGGGCUGACCGGCGAGAAGUUCUGGCGCUUCGGACCCGCUCCGGGAUUCGUCUGCCGCAAGAAUCCGCCGGGUCUGGAAAACACCCCUGCACCCUACACCUGCCGCGACUACGAAGUGCGCUUUAAGUGCCCCUGA
Messenger RNA from Branchiostoma floridae (Florida lancelet), 1925 nucleotides. RefSeq lists its product as uncharacterized. Lineage: Eukaryota; Metazoa; Chordata; Leptocardii; Amphioxiformes; Branchiostomatidae. The transcript has 7 exons. Bases 180 to 1925 code for a protein of 581 amino acids. The record is from RefSeq and is a predicted model, not a curated record.